Molecule: messenger RNA, 1182 nt
Organism: Pedinophyceae sp. YPF-701
Lineage: Eukaryota; Viridiplantae; Chlorophyta; Pedinophyceae
Source: the annotation of a GenBank genome assembly
AUGCCCUCUUCAGGCGCGGCCUUCUCGGCCGGCGCGCUGCGGGGGGCGCGCCCUCCGAGCUGCCCUUGUCACCGCGCUCGCAGGCCGCGCGGAGCGCCACCCGCACACUCCGCGCGCCUCGGGCCCGUCUGCGCUGCGUUCUGGGGCUCGAAGGACGGCGACGUGUUCGGGACGGGCGCCCGGCAGGGUGCGGGUCCGCGCGAUGCGUGGGACGCCGCUGGAGACGGGCUGCAGAUGAUGGAGAUCGAUCCGGCGACGGGGCGCCCGAGGCGCGGGGCGAGGGGAGGGAUGCCUCCGGGCGCCGCGGCGGCCGUGGAGGCCGCGCAGGUGGCGGGGAGGGUCGCGUCGGAGCCGGGCGAGGGGCCCGGCGAGCGCGUGCGGUUGUUCAAGGGCCUCACGGGCGACGACUUCCGCCACCCGCUCGACCAGCAGAACACGCAGCUCCUGCGCUCGCUCCCGGGCCUCGAGGCCAUCGCGAAGAACAUCAUGGGCCCCGUGGCUGAGCAGGUGCUCCUCCUGGAGAACAUCUCGACGUCGGUCAAGGUCGGGCCCGACCAGCUCCCGAGCGUCUGGAACAGCAUGCAGGAGGCCGCGACCAUGCUCGGCAUGGAUGCUCCAGACCUCUACAUCCGGCAGAACCCCGUCCCGAACGCCUACACGCUCGCGAUCGCGGGCCGCAAGCCCUUCGUCGUCGUCCACACCUCCCUGAUCGAGAUCCUGUCCGAGCGGGAGCUCCAGGCCGUGCUGGCGCACGAGCUGGGGCACCUCAAGUGCGACCACGGCGUGUGGCUCACGCUCGCGAACUUCCUCGCCAUGAGCACCGCCUCCGUCAUCCCCAUGGUCGGCGCCACGCUCGAGGACAACCUCCUCCGCUGGCUCCGUGCCGCUGAGCUCACGUGCGACCGCGCGGCGCUGCUGGUGGCGCAAGAUUCCAGGGUGGUGGUGUCGGCGCUGAUGAAGCUGGCGGGCGGGACGGCGAAGUUCGCGACGGAGCUCAACGUGGAGGCCUUCCUCGAGCAGGCGCGCUCGUACGACGAGGCCACGUCGUCGCCGCUCGGCUGGUACCUGCGCAACGCACAGACGCGCCAGCUGUCGCACCCGCUGCCCGUGAUGCGCGCGAGGGAGAUCGACCGGUGGUUCGAGUCCCAGGAGUACCGCGAUAUUCUGCGCAAGGGCCUGUGA